AGAUACCAAAGAGCGCCUGGGCGGUGAGUCGCCUGUCAAGCGAGCUGAACAGUGGACGCUGCUGACAGGACGCAGCGCCUGAUCCCCCUAAUCCGAAUUCCCUGAGCCGACGGGCCGACCCGUAUCAGCACUUUGAACAUUGUGAGUGGACGGUUCCCCCCGCUAUUCCGAUAUGGGUUCCUUAUGAAGCUUGAAGUCGCUAUCCAACGGAAUCAAACAGUGUCCUCCUUCCUUCCACCGCUAUGCUCACCGUCCGACGUGUCGCCUGUUCUGCUAAAUGGUCUCGUCUCGCCAGCACCUCCGCACCUGGAGAUAAGUAUAAAGUCAUCGUAGUUGGCGCUGGUAGCGCUGGCUUAUCUGUCGCCAAUCAGGUGUACAAUCGCUUCAAAUCUGCUGGAAAACCACUGAACAGCGGAGACGUUGCCGUUAUUGAUGCUGCAGAGUUCCAUUAUUAUCAAGCUCUGGUCUCAAACAAAAAACCGAAGUUCCGCCGACCAAUGGCAUCCCUGAUUCCCAAACAUUUGACCCAUGUCAACGAAAAUGUCAAGUCCUUUUCUCCCGAAUCCUCUUCGGUAACGACGGCAUCUGGGCGCAGUCUCACUUAUGAGACGCUCGUGGUUGCGACGGGCCUCCAGAUUAACUGGAGUGGCAUCCAAGGACUUCCCCAGGCACUCUCUGAUUCGACAUCCGGCGUCUCAUCUAUCUAUUCGUAUGAUACUUGCGACAAAGUCUGGGCAGACAUUGAAUCCAUUCGGUCUGGUAAUGCCGUAUUCACGCAGCCUGCUGGGGUUGUCAAGUGCGCCGGAGCUCCUCAAAAAAUCAUGUGGAUGGCCUGGGAUAGGUUCAGAAAAACCGGUAGGAGGGAGAACAUCAAGAUUGAUUUCUACACUGGGAUGCCCACCAUGUUCAGUGUCAAGAAGUACUCGGAUGCUCUAAAUGCCCUUCGCGUUGAACGUGGCGUCGGCGGUCACUUCCAACACAACCUUGUCGCGAUUGACUCUGCCAACCACAAAGCCACUUUUGCCAAGACUGACGGAUCAAAAGUCGAUGUGGACUACACCAUGUUGCACGUUACACCUCCGAUGGGUCCCUUGGAUUUUCUCAAGGGCUCGCCCAUUGCUGACAGCGCAGGAUGGGUCACCGUCGAUCAAGGUACUCUGCAGCACACGAAGCCAGAGUACGCCAACAUCUUUGCUCUGGGAGACUGCUCAUCCUUGCCCACGUCUAAAACUGCUGCGGCGAUCACCGGACAAGCUCCCGUCCUGACCGAAAAUCUCUUCUCUUUCAUGGACACAGGCAAGAUUAGCAACGCAAGAUAUGAUGGCUACACCAGCUGUCCGCUUUUGACCGGAUACGGUGAACUAAUGCUCGCCGAAUUCAAAUACGGGCUUGAACCGAGUGAGACAUUCUCGUCCUUCGAUAUUUUCCCCGCCACUUAUUGGCAGUUCAUGGUAGGUGGUUGUCUCUUCUCAUGGAUGUCUCCUCAAUCUAUGUCUUUCUUCAGGUUCACGGGCAGUGGUUUGGUACCAGAGGGAUCUUCAGGCCCCGCUUCUAAAAUGUAGCGUAAUUUGGUAGACGAUGUCAUUUCAAGUUCGUGGGAAUACAUAGAUUACUAAUGUUGGCCUUUCUGGGG
Desarmillaria tabescens is the source of this 1633-nucleotide messenger RNA. RefSeq names its product FAD/NAD-P-binding domain-containing protein. Gene Ontology annotation, cellular component: mitochondrion. Gene Ontology annotation, molecular function: sulfide:quinone oxidoreductase activity; FAD binding. The coding region runs from base 243 to 1562 and encodes 439 amino acids. The transcript is spliced from 6 exons. The record is from RefSeq and is a predicted model, not a curated record. Lineage: Eukaryota; Fungi; Basidiomycota; Agaricomycetes; Agaricales; Physalacriaceae.